Amblyraja radiata (thorny skate) is the source of this 2369-nucleotide messenger RNA. RefSeq names its product tissue alpha-L-fucosidase-like. The transcript has 8 exons. NCBI's taxonomy places the organism in Eukaryota, Metazoa, Chordata, Chondrichthyes, Rajiformes, Rajidae. The record is from RefSeq and is a predicted model, not a curated record. Gene Ontology annotation, molecular function: alpha-L-fucosidase activity. Gene Ontology annotation, biological process: glycoside catabolic process; fucose metabolic process. Gene Ontology annotation, cellular component: lysosome. Bases 29 to 1402 code for a protein of 457 amino acids.
CGAUCAUUUCCUGAUCUAUUAACAAAGGAUGCAGAUCAUGGGGUGCAAGGGUUUCUUGAGUUUUAUUUGCCUUACCGGGUAUUUAUGCUCCAGGGCUUUCUGCGAUGGCCCUUACCAACCGAACUGGAAGAGUCUUGACAGCAGGCCUUUACCCAGCUGGUACGAUGAGAGCAAGUUUGGGAUUUUCAUCCACUGGGGAGUGUUUUCCGUGCCCAGCUUCGGCAGCGAGUGGUUCUGGUGGCACUGGAAGGGAAGCAAGGAUCCUAGCUAUGUGGCGUUUAUGGAAAAGAACUACCCACCGGGGUUCGAAUACACCGACUUCGCUCCAGAAUUCACCGCCACCUUCUUCAACCCGGAUCAAUGGGCGGAACUGUUCGAGGAAUCCGGAGCCAGGUAUGUGGUGCUGACAUCAAAACACCAUGAAGGGUUCACAAACUGGGGAUCACCAGUGUCCUGGAACUGGAACUCCAUUGACACAGGACCACAUCGAGAUCUAGUGGGUGAUCUGGCAGCUGCUGUUCGUAGACGGAAGUUAUAUUAUGGAGUGUACCAUUCUCUCCUUGAGUGGUUUAACCCUCUCUUCUUGUAUGACAAGCUAAACAAAUUCAAGACCCAGAAAUUUGUUGUGGAAAAAACUUUACCAGAACUGUACGAACUGGUCAUGAGAUAUAAACCUGAUAUAAUCUGGUCAGAUGGGGACUGGGAGGGACCAGAUACGUACUGGAAUUCCACUGGAUUUCUCGCCUGGCUUUACAAUGAUAGUCCUGUCAAGGAUACUGUGGUAACUAAUGACCGCUGGGGAGUUGGCUGCGCUUGUAAACACGGUGGCUUCUACGACUGCAAAGACAAAUACAGUCCCGGUGAACUAGAGAACCACAAAUGGGAGAUGUGCACCUCAAUCGACAAAAGGUCAUGGGGAUAUCGCAGAAAUAUGAUGAUGAGCGACGUGAUGGAUCUGCCAUCCCUUCUCACUAAUUUACUGGAUACUAUCGCUUAUGGUGGCAACUUCCUGCUCAACAUCGGUCCAACGAAAGACGGCACCAUCGCUCCUAUUUUUGAGGAAAGGUUGCGUGGCCUGGGACAGUGGCUGCGUGUUAAUGGUGAAGCAAUAUAUGCAUCAACACCAUGGAGAGUUCAGAAAGAGAACUCUACAAAUAUAUGGUACACCAGUAAAGGAUCCUCAGUUUAUGGAAUAUUUACAAAGUGGCCCAUUGACAACAUCCUACAACUGGAAUCACCAAAGACCUUUCCAAACACCACUGUGACAAUGUUGGGAAUCCCAAAACCUCUGAAAUGGACGACUUCUCCCACCAAAGGCCUUCUCAUCUCCCUGUCCCCUCUUUCUCCAUUUACUGCUCCCUCAAAAAAUGGCUGGACAGUGAAAAUGGAAGGUGUUUCAUAAUCGGCAAAAGAUUUAGUUCUACCGCGAAUGACAAAGGAAUGUAUUUUAUGAUUAUGAAAGUUAUUGAAAAACAUGAUUAAACUAUUAAUUUUUGCAUGAAAAUUAUACAUUGAAUGAUACAUGAUAAAAUGGAGAUUACAUAAUUUUGUAAAUCAAAGUACAUUACCUGACAACUCAGUACAAUGUAAGGUGAAAAAAAAACUAUCUAAAGUACAAAUCUUUGACCAUAAACCCCAUAUGUUGAGGUUGAAUGAGCUAUGGUGUGAUUUUUAUACUUUUAUAAUUUUGUAUUGCUUCACAUGACUUGGGGAUUUUUUUUUUAAAGUGCUACCUGGGAAAGAUCCAUGAUCGAACUUGAGUUUUAAACAGUUUUAUAAAGGUUGCUUUGGAUCAAAAAAAUCCACGUUGUUAAUGCUGUUAAACAAUGCCAGAAAUCAAAGUAAAACCAGUAGUUAUUACUGGUUAUUUACAAUUUUAUUGAAAAUAAACUUGAUGUACAAACUUCUACAAUAAUCGGAUCAAAUCUUUUUUUACUGAACAGAAGAUUAUUAAAAACGUAUGUGAUUUUAUAGGAUUUAAAAAUUAAUCCUUCAAUUGCUGCUUUCCAAAAUUACAUUCGGGCAGUGCAGAGAAUCAUACUUGCAAUAUGCCCAUUGUGUUUCAGGGUAUAUGUUGUUUCCAAGAACACUGAUGGCACUCAUAGAGGGUCGUUUUCUCUGCCAACCACUUUAAUAUUACAGAUUUGCUUUGGAAAUAAGGAAGAUGUGUAACUCUUGCAAUACAUUUCUUUUUAAUGGGGCUUUCUACAUCAUUUGCUGAUUUGUGUAAAUACUGCAGUUUGACUUUAUUUGAUGUGGUCACAGUAAAUAAACAGUUAUCCUGUAAACAUAUAAUUUGUUAUUUGCUGCUAUAUUCGUCUUGUUCAGAAACUCUGUUAAUGUGAUCCUUAAUAAAGAGUAAGCAAUAA